Protopolystoma xenopodis is the source of this 171-nucleotide messenger RNA. Lineage: Eukaryota; Metazoa; Platyhelminthes; Monogenea; Polystomatidea; Polystomatidae. The record is from the annotation of a GenBank genome assembly.
AACUUUCCCUGUCCAACAUGUGGUAAAAUAUUCUACAGUCGAGCGGGCGUCGCACGACACAAAAGUAUAGCUCACGGACCUAACCGCGGGCGUCCACGUGGUCGUUGGGCCAAUCCUUAUCUAGCCAGCAUGCGCAGGCGGACUCGACUCAAGGAGGUCAUUAUUUCUUAA